AUGCAGAGAAAUCGUCGAGCCUCGCACACUUCUGCUCGUGAAGAGAUCCCCGUCCCCUCGAGGUCAAAUCUACACGCUACAACCUCGCAUGGUUCGGUCCACUCAUCUCAAUCCCAGCGGAAUCCUUGGCAGCACGCCCGACGGGGAAGUGGCCAAUCGCACUCCCAGCACUCCCAGCAUCAGCAUGGCGGUGUCUCGCAAGGACAACAUGGUGCUGAGGGCGUGUCGAGGGUGCAGACUGGCGCGUCGUCUGUGCGGACGAGCAAGUGGUGGCGUGUAAGGCUCUUCCGCGGCAUGAUCAAGGAUAUUAAGCGGAGGGCGCCGUUCUACUGGAGUGAUUGGACGGAUGCGUGGGAUUACCGCGUUAUUCCUGCUACUGUUUAUAUGUAUUUUGCCAAUAUUCUGCCUGCUCUGGCGUUCUCGCUGGAUAUGUUCGAGAAGACGAAGCAAAGUUAUGGCGUUAAUGAGGUUCUUCUUGCCUCUGUUCUGGGGGCCGUUGUUUUCGCGGUCUUUGCUGCGCAGCCUUUGGUUAUUGUUGGUGUUACUGGUCCGAUUACGGUGUUUAAUUACACUGUUUACGAUAUUGUGUCACCGCGUGGGACUCCCUACCUCGCUUUUAUGUGUUGGAUUGGGAUCUGGUCGUUGAUUAUGCAUUGGAUCUUAGCCAUCACCAACGCUUGCAACGGUCUCACUUAUGUCACCCGCUUUUCGUGUGACAUCUUUGGGUUCUACGUGGCCUUUAUCUACCUGCAGAAAGGGAUCCAGGUCCUGACCAGACAAUGGGGCCAGGUUGGGGAGACCUCCGCCUACCUGAGUAUUAUGGUUGCCCUCCUUGUGCUCAUGUGUGGAUGGAUUUGCGGAGAGCUCGGCAACAGCACUCUCUUCCAGAGAUAUGUCCGAAAAUUUUUGGAAGAUUACGGUACGCCGUUGACUAUCAUUUUCUUCACUGGAUUCGUCCACAUUGGCCAUAUGCGGGAUGUCGAAGUUGCGACCUUGCCCACCAGCAAAGCCUUCUUUCCCACCGCUAAUCGUGACUGGCUCGUGGAUUUCUGGAAUAUCAGUGUUGGGGACAUCUUUCUUGCCAUUCCAUUUGCACUUCUUCUGACAAUUCUGUUCUACUUCGACCACAAUGUGUCAUCACUGAUUGCGCAGGGAACAGAGUUCCCUCUACGCAAACCCGCCGGCUUCCACUGGGAUAUCUGGUUGCUAGGUCUCACCACCUUUAUAGCUGGAAUUCUGGGUCUCCCGUUCCCCAAUGGACUGAUCCCUCAGGCACCUUUUCAUACAGCUGCACUUUGCGUUACACGCGACGUGGCCGAUGAAGAUGAUACCAACAAAGGCAAAACGAUCCGCGUCACCGACCACGUUGUCGAGCAACGAGUCAGUAAUCUCGCUCAGGGUCUCUUGACCCUCGGUACCAUGACUGGCCCACUCCUCAUCGUCCUGCAUUUGAUCCCUCAAGGCGUCAUGGCGGGUCUUUUCUUCGUCAUGGGAGUACAAGCCCUCCAGGGCAACGGUAUCACGCAGAAACUCGUCUUCCUGGCUCAGGACAAGGACUUUACUCCUCCAUCAAAUCCUUUGAAACGAAUCGAGCGCAGACUCGCCAUUUGGGUGUUUGUUAUUAUUGAACUGAUCGGCUUUGGCGCCACAUUCGCCAUCACCCAGACGAUCGCAGCCAUUGGAUUCCCGGUGAUUAUUCUGCUGCUCAUUCCGCUGCCCUCAUUUGUGCUACCUUAUUGGUUCACAAAAGAAGAACUCGCUAUUCUUGACGGCCCCACGGCCAGUCCGUUUACCAUGGAAAGCGUUGGCGGGACUUAUGGUUACGACGAGGUUGAACUGUCAGCGCCUUCGGCUGCGGAUAAUCCAAAUAGGAGCUCGAGGAAGCCAGACUCAGAUGGAGGCGUUAUGAUCCGGAGAGACUCGUCUUCGGAAUCGCCUAUUGAGGACGACUUGGAAAGAGGAGAGGCCUAUGAAUUGCAGCCAGUGUCUUCAGUUCGGAGGAGAAGUACGACGAGCAGGGUGGAUUGA
Messenger RNA from Aspergillus lentulus, 2028 nucleotides. Its product is annotated as anion exchange family protein. Lineage: Eukaryota; Fungi; Ascomycota; Eurotiomycetes; Eurotiales; Aspergillaceae. Gene Ontology annotation, molecular function: solute:inorganic anion antiporter activity; borate efflux transmembrane transporter activity. The record is from RefSeq and is a predicted model, not a curated record. Gene Ontology annotation, biological process: monoatomic ion homeostasis; borate transport; transmembrane transport. Gene Ontology annotation, cellular component: plasma membrane; fungal-type vacuole.